UAACCCCUUCUAAAAUAUUAGUUCGGCCACAAGCUUAACUAGGUAAUAGAAAGAAGGGUUAAUAUAUUUGUAUGGUUCGAACUUUUUCCACAUCUAAUAUUUUGAUCAAUAUAUUUGAUAUUUAACAUCGUGGUCCGAACUAAUCCUACACUUUAUUAAUUUGACCAAACUUGAGAGUUGACCGCUAGUUUUGACAAUCAAGACUGUUGACUAACGGUCAACCCGCCACGUCACUAGCAAGUUAGCAUAAAUAAACAUAAAAUAUUCAUAAAUUCCACAUAAUCCCUAAAAAUUAUUAUAAUUAAAGGAAAAUUUGGAAAAAAAAUUGAGAACUUAAACAAUCGUCGCUCCGGGUCUUGAGUUGGCAACCACCGUUCUGUUUCUCAUAUUUUUUCCUUUUUAUAAAUUUUUAAUUUAAUUAUAUAAUAAUUUCAAGAGAUUAUGUGAAAUUUAGGAAUUUUUAAGUUUAUUUAUGCUGACUGGGCAGUGACGUGGUGGGUUGGCCGUUAGUCAACAGGCUUGACCAUCAAAACUAACGGUCAACUCUCGGAUUGAUCAAAUUAGUAAAGAAUAGAGUUAGUUCGGACCACAAUGUUAAAUACCAAAAAAAUUGAUUAUGAUUUUAAAUAUAGAAAAAGUUUGGAUCAAACAAAUAUAUUAACCUUAGAAAGAACUAAAGUUUUUGUUUGAAGUGAAAGUUAUGGAUAUAGAAGUGUAUUUUGCCAAUAAGAAUUCAAAAAGUGGUGUAAGCAAGAACUUGUCUAAUGUCGGUUUGACAUGAAGAAAAAAUUCAUAUAACUUUGUUAAUGGUAUACAAUGAUCGACGUAUUUUUAUACUCUCAAAGUAUUUACUAGAUAUUUUGAUGAAAUUAUAUUUAUAGUGCUUAUCAUUCUCAUAUUUGAUAUAUUGUUUUCUGUUUUGAUCAAUGUAAAUAUUCUUUAGUACAUUUUUGCUAUGAUUUUAUAUAGAUAUUGUAAGGAUUUGAUCAAUGUGCUUAAGAUAGACAUUUAGCGUAUUUUAUACUCUUUUGGUGUUAUUUUAUGCAUUUCAUAGAUACAAUACUCUCAAGAGGAAUAUUAACCAUCAAUUGAUCAAAAGGAGGACGAGAAUACUAUCUUCAGAGCUCAAACCAAGAUAGAUUUGGACAUCGAAUGCUUAUGUGAUGGCUUAGAAAACCAUAUUUAUGAAGGCUUACGAGUCAAACCAAGUCCAAAUGAAGUGAUAUUUGAGGAGCAACUCAAUGAGCCCAAGGAGUUUCCCACCAAAAGUUAGCCCAUAUGGAGUAGAGGCGAUGGUGACCACCAGAGGCCGUUUGUAACAUCCCGUUCCGGCAAAACCCAUAUUUCGAUCGCUAGAAAGUUCGCGAUUUAAAAUCGAGCAUUUCGACACUAUUUCAGCGAAAAUCGGAUUAUCGAUCGAUCGGAUAAGUAUACGUAUUAAUUAUAUAUAUAUAUAUAUAUAUAUUAAUUAAACGGCCGGCCAUAUAUAUAUAAACCCUUCCCCCCCCCCCCCCCCGUCUCUUUUAUUCUCAUCCCCAUCGUCAUUUUUUCCAUUUUGGACCGAGAGAGAAGCAGAGCGAGCAAAGUGCAGGGGAGCGACUGUGGAAAAAUUCCAAAGCUCCAAUCUUGAGCCCUAGUGAUCCAAAAAUCCCGUAAGUAAUGCCUAAUUCAUCCAUACAUCGUGAUUUAUCGAUUUAGAGCUUUAAAACGAGUUUUUGGUUCAGGAAUUUCUUGAAUUCCCGAUCAGCCAAAUUAGGGUUUCGGAGUAUCCGGAAGCCGGAUUGAGCCCAAAUUUCAUAUACGAGCUUCCUGCAGCGAGGUAAUCAAUCCUCUAGUUCUAAUCCCUGAAUUUCGGCUAUUAUUUAGGCCGGGGUCCAAACCGCUGAAUUUAGCUCCGGCCAGGGUUUGAUGUGUUUUUAUCGAGAAUUUGACCCGGAGCCUAGAACUAAUAUUGACGGGGAUACUGCAGGGGAUAUUAGGACGGUCUCGGAUUUUAAUUCGGGGUUCGUUCGUGAAAUUGACGUUUUAGUACGGGAGGCUAGAACCGGUGUUUGAACGACCAGAACUGGUGAGGGAUUAGCACGGCAUACCGGGUUUGUCGUAUCACGAUAAUUAUAUUGAUGCUUAGAAUUGACCUAGGUGAACUAGAAUGGCAUGAUUAGGGGUGUAUGGACUUUUGUGCUAUAUGAUGAAACCUGGACAACUGUAUGAUAUUAUUGACUUGCCCUAAUCGAUAUGAACCUUGUUUAUGUGGAUGAUUGCAUACAUGUUGCCAUUUGUGGCUUAACUAUUGAUAUGACUUCAUGGUUGUUCGAUAAGGGGUUUUGACAUGGUGUGAUAUUAUGGUUGUAUUUGGAUCCAUAAGUGGGGGAAUAAACUUCCCAGGGUGAUAUUAUGAUGUUUUAAGGAGGAUGACUUGCACGAGGGUUUAUCCCGAGGAAGUGCAAUUAUACGACUCCUGAUUUACCUAUGUUGAGCCAAUUAUGGUCAGGUCAAGUACAUGUGUAGGUAAUGAAUUAUGGUUAAGCAAGAUGAGAUAUGAAUCAUGUACAGGGAUACCAAAUAUGAAUGUUGUGGUCUCAUGGUCAAUUACGUAGUAAUUAGGGCUCCCUAUGCUAUUACUCUAUUAUGAUAUGUAUGAUAGUCACACCUCUCAUGUGGUGGUGACUGAAGAAUUCUUAUGAGAUAUGACCACACCCAGAGCGGUGUCGGGGUAUGACUACACCCAUAGUGGUGUGGGGUAUGUAUGACCACAUCCGACGGGAUGUUGGGGUAUGUAUGACUACAUCCGACGGGAUGUGGGGUAUGUUUCCCGGGAGAGUUAUUAGCAUGGGAGUAGCCAGGCGCCUAUGAUUAAAACAUGAUAAGAUGCAUAUGCAUAAGUCAAGGUGGUUGAGUCUUUUGCCUAUUGGGAUAUGAGGAUGGCUGAGGUCCGAUCCUAGUGUUUUGGUUUGAUUGUUAGAUGUAUGAUAGGGGUAUGCUCUGUUAUGAACUCACGAUGCUAUGAUUAUCUCACUCAGCUAUGAGCUGACCCUCUUUUAUUCUUCUUCUCUGCUUAUGCUAUGUGUAAGCAGAUCAUCAGCAGCAGCAGUAGAUAAGUGUUAGGUGGGAGAGGAGCUAGAGUUGAAGCCAGGAUGAGGUAUGGUCUUCAACUAUUCUGUGCUUGGACUACUACUUGGGAUUUUGGCCAGUGAUCCACACCCUUUUUGUAAAAAUGUUUUGAGAACAUUUUCAUGUGCAUACUAGCUUCGAAUGUAGUGUGAGAUAUCCACAGGUGUGGAAAGUUAAUGAUAUGUGUAUAUGUUGUGUAACUGUGUAAGUUGUGACGAUUAUGGUAUGUAUAAGUAUGGUAUGCAGUUAGGAAGUAUGAAAAGUGUGACUAUGGCUAAGAAAAGCCAAUGCAUAUGGUUGUGAGUAUAUAUGUUUGUGAUGAAUUAUUUUGCAGGUUAAGUUGCAAGAACUGUUAGCCCAUUACGCGAGUUAUUCAUGUCGAAAUUUUAUUUAGGUAAAUUUUGAUAAUUAAUGUAACACCCAAGUUUAAUUCCGCUGCAAUUGUAUGAACAAUAUGAUUAGGCAAAACGUAUAGGGUAGGGUGUUACACCGUUGCUCGGACCCAAGCCUGUGGAAUCUUCUAGAAUGUCCCUUACUUCGUCUCCAUGUCAAGAAAUUCGAGUCUCACUCGUCCAAUGAUACUUUUGGCCUAUGUUUAGAAGGAAAACAACUAGCAACCCUUGUUUCCAUGUAUUAUAAAGAGGGGCUUCUGCUCUAGCUUCUAAAAACAACUUUUACACACACUCGGCCCUAGCGGGCACAAAUUAUAUUCCACAGGAGGAUGAGAAAUUUUGUAGAGCUUUGUGGAGAUGCUUUCACCAUCGAUGGUGGUGUCAGCUACCUCUUUUAUAUCCAAGCUAAGUCGAUCAUUGUUUGUUGAUGUGAAUUAUAUGAUGUUUAUGUAUUACUAUCUAUGAUUUAAUGAGAUGCUUUAGUCAUUAUAUGCUUUUAUCAUUGGAUGCUUAUAUCAUUAUAUAUUUUAUGUAUGUGAUGCUUAUACCAUUCGAUGCGUUAUGUGCUUGAUGUCUUUAUUAUUUGAUGUUUACAUCAUCUAUCUUGUAUUACUAUUUACUAUAGUCAUUGCUUAUAAUAUCAUCAAAUGUUGCAUGGGAAAACCCACUUAUGUGGUAUGUAUCUAUCUUAGGCGUGUAUGAAGGGAAGUGCACGUCCUCUCAUGCGUGAAUAAUGUAGAUGCUAGAUACUUAUAUCAUCAAAGCUAUAUUAUAGACAAUUCUUAUGGUUUGUAGAUCCCUAAAUAGUUAAUGUACAACCCAUACUUCCUUGUUUGAUUGAUUAGUCUAGUGGCAUGAAGCGAAAGCAUGCAUUAGCUAAUCAUAUAUAAUUCCUAUUGCAUAUGGUGGAAACUCGAAUAGGAUGACCUUAGUGGAAGGGAUAUGGUUGCAUCCUAAAAGAUGCAUCGAUUCUUAUCAUUAAUGAGAUUGUAUGCAUGAUCAUCUAGAUGAAACUACCUGAAUAAUGUCUUUUAUCUUGCUUUCUUAUGCCUUUAUUAUUCGUUACUUGAAUUAGAUAGUAUAGUGUCGACCACUAGGAACCUCAACCCAUCGUUUCAGCAAUAAAAGAUAAAUCAAGCACUUUUUAAUGAGAGGAUACUUCGAGUCCAGCAAUAUAUUGCAAAAUGGGUGCACACACAUGGUUAGUGCAUAGCUAUAUACCCUUUAAUUAUUUCUUAGUUGCACAAGUUUGUUUUUCUAAUUCAGUGUUGAACUUAUUUGUAGCUAUUCCAUUCAAUGCCAUUGAGAAUGAUGAGUUCAAGCAAAUGGUUGAGGCUAUUGGUCAAUUUGGUCCUGGAUGGAAGCCUCCUACAGAGUACGAGCUUCGAGAGCCUUUGUUAAAAGUCGGGAAUGCAAGAACUAAGAGCUUGUUAAGUGAUCUCGAGGCGUAGAAGGAAAAGAACGGCUGCCCUAUCCUAAGCCCCAAUACAUGCCUAGUUUAUUAGGUGUUAAAACUUGUUGAAUCCCGAUCCGAGCAUUAAACCUCAAAUCCCUUGCCAAAUCGGUUUGAUGACUUAAUCCGGUUUGACAACCUUCUUGUAGUGAUAUUAAACGAUGUAUUUAGUCAAUGCAUGUAAUGUCAAGAUUAAGUCAUUUUUUUGGUUAAAUUUGUGACAUAAUACAUGUAUUACCUUUUUCUGGGCCCACCUACAAUCACUCAAAACAAGUGAUUAUCAAUCUCUACCAAAAGGUGAUAUUGUGACCAGGGGAUUGUCUACCCUAUGUUUUUUCAUUUAUAACAAAGCACAAUGUAAACCUUCAAAAAAUUUAUUUUUCCAAAUUAAUACAUUUCAUCUAUACAUCAAAUUACAAUACGCAAAUUAAUUAAAUACUUCAAUUCAGAAAAUCUCAACCUCCCUACACAUUCAUAAAUUUAAUCAAUACAUCAAAUUACAUAUAUUAAAAGAAGUGGUAUCAGAUUCUCUUACUUGAAAAAGGAAAACCACAAAUAUUUUCCCAAAAAAAAGAGGAAUAAAAAGUCCAUUCAAACAUUAAGGGAAGGAAAAGUCCAAAGAUUCCGGAGGCGAAGGAGUUUAGAUGCCGGCGAGCGGAGGAAUUAGCCAGCGUCAGAGAGAAGUGCCACGGCGGCGCUGCCCAUCGAGUCAGGUCAGGUAGGUUACUUGUUUGUUUCUGAGCCGCUAGUUUGGAGCUGAACACGUGGAGGUUCCGCCAGCAAUCAAAAUGAAAAAGCAGAGAAAAAAACCAAAAAAAGGUCGCAAUAGAAAGCUUUUAUGCUUCCCAUAUGAUAAUCGACUCUGCUCCUUCUCCUCCUUUCUUCCAUAAACCCUCCUAAACCCCCGUCUUCGUGAAACCCUUGAUCUGAAAGGCAUCAUCAUCCCUAAGCAAAACUCGAAAUCCCCAUCUUCUCUCCUUCCAGCCAUUCCACCACAAGUCGUGUGCUUUCUGAUCCAGCGGGGGCGCAAACGAAAUGUGGAAUUAGUUAAUCGAUUCCCAUAAAUGUGGAAGGCACAGCCAUCUGGCGCAACCAACACCGCUGCCGCCGCCGCCGUGAGAAUAUCAGAGAAGGAGGAGAAGGCGGAAAAUGAGGGGUCGGAGAGGGGAAGGGCUCGCCGUCGUUUCACUGGGGACAAGGACUUGUCGCCUGGCCCUGCCUACUAUACCAUCUGCGCUCUUGGUGGCAUGCUCAGUGCCGGCACCACCCACCUCGCUAUCACUCCUCUCGAUGUCCUCAAAGUCAAUAUGCAGGUGAAUCCAAUAAAGUACAGCAGCAUAGUGUCAGGAUUCUCAACCCUUUGGAAAGAACAAGGCCCUUCCUCGCUUUGGAGGGGUUGGUCUGGCAAGUUGUUCGGAUAUGGUGUUCAGGGUGGCUGCAAAUUUGGCCUUUAUGAAUACUUCAAGACGUUUUACUCGGGCUUCCUGCCACUUCAAGACCGUACCUCCCUAUUCUUUCUCAGCAGUGCUUCAGCUCAAGUAUUUGCUGAUGUUGCUCUCUGCCCAUUUGAAGCUGUUAAAGUUCGUGUUCAAACACAGCCUCACUUCGCCAGGGGCUUGGUUGAUGGGUUCCCUAAAAUCUACAGGACUGAAGGCUUGGCUGGCUUUUACAGGGGGCUUUUUCCACUGUGGGCUCGCAAUCUUCCAUUCUCGAUGGUAAUGUUUUCGACGUUUGAGCAUUCAGUGGAGCUAAUAUACCACCACUUGAUCCAAAGGACGAAGGAGGAUUGCUCGAGAAUGCAACAGCUCGGUGUGACAUGCUUGGCUGGAUACACAGCUGGAGCAGUUGGUACUGUGAUCUCUACACCCGCAGAUAACAUUGUUAGCUCUCUUUACAAUAGGAAGGCAGACAGUGUGCGUCAGGCAGUGAGGAGCAUUGGGGUGGCUAAUCUCUUCACUCGAAGCCUUUCUAUUCGGAUCGCCCUUGUGGGACCUGUCGUUACUUUGCAGUGGUUCUUUUAUGACACCAUCAAAGUACUAAAUGGACUGCCUACGAGCGGAGGGUUGAGCAGGGAACAUGAAGAUGGCGGCAUAUCUGCGUAACUUGAUAUAUGUAAGUAGAUACAUAUGCAUAGGUGACGGCAUUCUUGUUGGAUUUAUGAUAUAAGUAGAUACUUAGUACUAUUGAUGUGAUUUUUGAGACAGAAUUGUAUUGAGUGUGCGCUUAAUGCAAGCUCUGAAUCUUUAAGUUGGAGUUUGUGGAUUGGAUGGUGAACUUUGGAAGGAUGUUUUAGCAGGAAGAGAGAAGCCACACGUAUAUAUGGCACAGUAUUGUUGAGUUUUUCCUCCAAUAGCCAGAGAAUCGUUUGAGGUUUUCCUCGGCUGUAGCGUCCUCGGUUGGUUUCUGACUUUCUGUUAACCCACAGGCACAUAUCAGUCUUGCAAUUUCUUCUGUUCUAUAUACAUAGGCUUGUUUAAUUGAAUGGUCCAAUCCAAUUUGAGUGAAGUAAGAUGACAAAGGUGAUAAUUAUGCGAUAUCUGAUAACUAUUUGUUUGUCACCUUUGGAACCCAUUUGAACCUGCUAUUCAAUCGUUCGUUUCCAUUUGCUAGAUGCAGAUUCUUGCAUUCCACAAAUUUGUGGAAAUUUCUCUUUUCCUUUUUCAUAUUGUAUAAAUUUCUCUAUUUAAUGCAUUUUCUUGCAUGGCUUUAACUAAUUCCAAGUUGGUUGGAUUGAGAAGGUUACGAGAGGAUUAUGAGUGGGCUUUUACAUAUCAUUUUACAAUUGUUGCGCUAAAGAAGUUAUUUAUUCACAUCAACAUUGCUAUUGUUGUCUCGUUCAACCAAGUGGAUUAAGGUUUGGGGGUCGAAUUAGUUUGGCUCGAUUGAACUCGGAGUUGUGAAAAAAGUUAAUGUUGAUUGAUUGUUUAUUUACCAUCUUCAAAUCAAAGUAACAAAGACUUCUUUUAUGAAGGGUAUUGUUAAGACAAAAAAGGAUAUUCUCUCACUAAUUUUUUUUAUCUGAGCGUUGAAGCUUAGGUUUUGAUUGCCAUCGUUGCCGAUGGUGCCUCGACGGGCGUCGUUGGUGACGGUCGCUCGUGGGCAUCUAUAUUCGGGGUACCAGAAGGACGACUUUAGUCUUUAGUAGUACAAGUCGAAAAUAGUGACCGAAUCACUGUGAAUUCCAAAGAAAGUAGUCGACGAGGGAGCUCAAUAAUGCACAAAAAGUCUGUUGUAACAGUUCUUAGGUAAAACAUCGGCGUUGGGAUUGCUCCGUUUGAGGGCGAACUGGAUUUGGGGUUGUAAGGGUGAGAUUCGAGUUUUGGUGUUUGGAGAUCAUCUUGUGCUUUUUCAAUUUCCAUUGCGCGGAUGUCUGCAAUUGGGUGUUUGAAGGUGGGUCAUGACACUGUUAGGAGAUUAUGCCAUGUUUGCGACGGUGGGAGCUAGGUAUUCAACCUCUGAAAAUCGAUAAUCCAGCGGUUCCAGUCUGGGUCAGGCUUUCGGACAUAUUACGAAGAAAAUUUGGGUGGUUAAAAGGAAGAGAACAGUUGGGCUGGUAUCUUCUGAAUGAAAUGAGAAGGGCAAGAGGGUUGUGAUGGAUGAAGGACAAGAUUGUAGUGGCACAAUGGCAGUUAUGGGAGUUCUCGUAAAGAGUUCUAAGGCUAGAGAGAUUGAACUCCACCUAUAGUGAUGACCUAGUGCACUUCCGUCGACAAAGGAUUUUAAUAUAGUGGUGAAUGGAGCAAAACCUAGCGUUGUGCAGAUCGAUCCCCCUAUGGUAGCAAACUCUUUUGCUGCUAUUUGUGCCAAGCUAUCAGUGAUCCUUAUCCUAGUAACAACAAAAGCUGGUCAUGAAAGAUUGGAGGGUAGUAAGGCCUACAGCUCGACCAAGUAAAUGAGUAUUUGUUGUAGUAGAGACUCGGGUCCAAUAGAUAAUUGUGAGGAAA
This is a messenger RNA of Linum trigynum, 8900 nucleotides long. Lineage: Eukaryota; Viridiplantae; Streptophyta; Magnoliopsida; Malpighiales; Linaceae. The record is from the annotation of a GenBank genome assembly.